Molecule: messenger RNA, 1770 nt
Organism: Branchiostoma floridae (Florida lancelet)
Lineage: Eukaryota; Metazoa; Chordata; Leptocardii; Amphioxiformes; Branchiostomatidae
Exons: 8
Coding region: 171-965 (264 amino acids)
Source: RefSeq, a predicted model, not a curated record
AGUAAAUGGUUUACAAAGGUCAAAGGUCACAAGGGUAAGGAGAAUUUCCAUAUAUAAGAGUCGCUACAGGACAUGGCUGUGUUUUCAUGACGGAUAUUCAGCUGCACACUUUGAUGUAGCUGACGAAAGGAACAAGACCGUAACGUUAUUAGCAACAACAAAGACCAAAAAUGAUGACUUUUCUGACAAGAGUACUCCCGAUCCUCGCUAUCGGAGGGUACUUCGUGUAUGGACAUGUACACAGCUCAACAGAAGCUGUACGACUUCAGCCGUCCAUGGUCAAGAACGUGACCGUGGCGCACGGAAGUGACGUCACCGUGACCUUCAGCAUCCCCAACAUCACGGACAUGGCCUACAUCCGGGUCUCCACUCCCAAUCCAAAAUGGCGGAACCACUCCCUGUUCGUGCUGUCGGACGGUCACCCCCACAACUUCACCACGGCCUGUGAUUGGCUAGACGAAACCCUGUACUGUAAUCUAACCGUGAUUGACGUGCAGGCAGAAGAUGAAGGGGAGUACAGGAUUGAGAAUGACAUCUGUCACGAGCAUCCGCUGACCAAUCACUGCACGCCAUCGGAAGUCCGAAAGUUCAGAAUUAAUGCAUUUGUCGCACCACCUGUUACCCAGACUACACAAAGCACACAAACUGAUAACCACAUGCACAAUGGGACUUAUAUUGGAGAGCAUGGGACAGAAAACCUCGGAGCCGCAGCAGGCAUUAUCGGCGGAACAUGUGUGUUCCUGGCUGCUCUGUGGAUCGCUGCCAUGUUUUCUGUCAGAGGAUCGCUAAACAAAAAGGAGGUGGAGUACAAGAGCGUGGAGGAUGUUGCAGAACUUGACGCUAUGCUUGAGAAAGAGCUUGAAGUGGAAGACAAGGAAAAAGAAAGACCGAAGACACCACUACCGGAGGGAAAGUCAAUAAAGGUGAAGAAAAACGGCCGGGUUGAGAGGUGGACAACGGUGUAAAGCUGCCUAUGAAAAAGACCGCAAUUUAAUUAUUACUACACCACACUACUUCGCUACUACCAAAAUGAAGUUGUACAGAGACCUGAUGACCCGUCUAUUUAAUAAAAAUAAACCAAAAUAAUGAGCCGAUGCAAUUGAUUUUCGUUAUAGGGCAAUGUUUGAUGUAUAAACGACUAGCGAGAGUGGAUGUGGGCCAUGGGGCUCCCCACACCAACACUCAAGAAUACUACUCAUAACAAAGUUACUGUAUGUUUAGUAAAGAGGUGCGCCACGUACUGUAACACUGUGGGUCAAAGUACACAGACUUACACUUCAAAGAGGUGUGUUUUUUGUGUUAUACAAAGAUUGAAGCUUGCAGUGGACGUUACACAUUUAGACAUGCAUGAUGUUAUUUACGUCAAUAUAUAUGUUAAUGCUUAUUCAAUCGUGAUGCAUAUGUUUAACAUGUGCUGAAAUGAUGGAGAAUUCCGCAAGAGGCGAAAUUAGCGUUGUGGGAACACUGUAUUUCCAAAUAUGCUGAUUUACACGUGAUACAAACAGAUUAACCUGUGAUAUAAGUUAUCUGCACAUGUAAAUAUCCCUAUGUUUAAUGUGCUGCAAUACUGACUAAUUCCGCAAGAGGCCCUUCGUUGGCUGCUUGAAUUUACUAUUACAAGUUUUGAAUACAACAUACAGCUCUUCAGAAAGUUAAGGGGUGUCUUUCCAUUAUUAAAAGCUUGCAUCGGGUCAUGUUCACCAGGUCAUUUCAUUGUGGUGUAGUCUAAACAUUGAAUAACAUCAACCAUUAUGUAAUGCGUGGUUUCCU